GUGUUGUUGGUUCAUACUUUGAGGAAGGGAAAUUCGUAUGUGGAUUUCCUUGCCAUUUGCCAAGCGUGGAGCUCUCCAUAAUGAGCUGUUUAGGGUGUUGCCUGCUCCGAUUUUGGGGGCUAUUUCGUUGGUGUCGGGGAACUCCUUAUCACCUGCAAGCUACACUUAUUAAGGAUGCCUAGGAUUUUCUUAAGCACUAAUGGGUGGUGUUGUUGGUUCAUACUUUGAGGAAGGGAAAUUCGUAUGUGGAUUUCCUUGCCAUUUGCCCAGCAUGGGGCUCUCCAUAAUGAGUUGUUCAUGGUGUUGCCUGCUCCGAUUUUGGGGGCUAUUUCGUUGGUGUCGGGGAACUCCUUGUCUCCUGUAUGCUACACUUAUUAAGGAUGCCAAGGAUUUUCUUAAGCACUAUUGGGUGGUGUUGUUGGUUCAUACUUUGAGGAAGGGAAAUUCGUAUGUGGAUUUCCUUGCCAUUUGCCAAGCAUGGGGCUCUCCAUAAUGAGCUGUUCAUGGUGCAAAUGUUACUCUCUGGUGCGGCAGAUUUUAUAUAUGAGAGGGGCUAGGGACUAGGUUUUCAUUUCUUGUUUUUGCAUUUUUUUUUCAUUGGGGCUCUGCUCCGCUCAUCUACAAAAAAAUAAAUCAUUUAUAAUCAAUUUGAUUUUAAGAUUUAUUUUAUUUAAACUUUUUUUUAAGUGAGGGUGUUAUAGACCCACAAGAAACAGAAAAAAAACAAAUAGAAAAUAAAAAACACAAGCACGAACUACUCUCACUCAAACAAACACCCUUAGAAUUAGCCAUAAGAAGCUGAUCCGAUCCAACUGGAGGAUUAUGCGAGAUCACCAUAAAGUGAAACUAUCUUAACCAUGAAAUAUGCACAAGCAUUCCCCUCUCUCAACGUAUGAACAAUGGAAACAUACCACUCCUUGGCCAACAUAUCUCGUUUGUAUCCCAAAUUAACGCAAUACAAAGAUGUUACUACACUUUGAUAAAUGAUUCCAUACAUUAGAAAAUAUGGCUUCACAGUUAUCAGGAAGCAAAUUGGCAUUGAGUCAUAAGCAUGAUUGGCUUGUUCUUCUUCUUCUUGCUGCAAUGGAUGGGGUAUUAAACAUGAUAGAGCCUUUUCAUCGCUACAUUGGGAAAGACAUGAUGACAGAUCUUAUGUUUCCAUUGAAAGAAGACACUAUACCUAUGUGGGGUGUCCCAAUCCUCUCCAUUAUCAUCCCCGUUCUUAUCUUUGUUGCGUUUUACUUUGCCAGAAAGGAUGUCUACGAUUUACAUCAUGCAAUAUUAGGUCUCAUGUUUGCUAGCUUGAUAACUGGAGUUAUCACAGAUUCCAUAAAAGAUGCUGUUGGUAGACCACGACCAAACUUUUUCCAACGAUGCUUCCCAGACAAAAUACCGGUGUUUGAUGAAGACUCUGGUGAUGUUCUUUGUACCGGGAUUAAGUCGGUUAUAAAGGAAGGAUACAAAAGUUUUCCAAGUGGACACACUUCUUGGUCCUUUGCUGGUCUGGGAUUCCUUUCAUGGUAUUUAUCAGGGAAAGUUAGAGUGUUUGAUCGCAGGGGCCAUAUUGCCAAACUAUGCCUAGUUUUGCUUCCUUUACUUACAGCUUCUCUUGUCGGAAUUACUCGAGUUGAUGAUUACUGGCAUCAUUGGACUGAUGUAUUUACUGGAGGUCUUAUAGGAAUUACCGUUUCUUCAAUAUGCUAUUUGCUACUCUUUCCCUUUCCCUCUUAUGCACAUGGUUGGGCACCUUAUGCAUUUUUUCAUAUGAUGGAAGAAGGUCAAUAUUGUUCCCGACGAGGAAGUCCAUCUCCAGUUGCAGAAAGGAUAGAUGAGAUGUCCCUUCAAAUGGAGGACAUGGAAAGUGGGACGCGCUAUAAGUGUGAUUAUUCCUGAUUUUUUUUUUCAUUUUAUAAAUAGCAAGAAAGUCUUGUUUCAUCAUUUCUCUUGUAAAUUAUGGAAAAUACUAAUAGUAAGAACUAAGAACUG
Messenger RNA from Lotus japonicus, 1986 nucleotides. Its product is annotated as probable lipid phosphate phosphatase 4. Gene Ontology annotation, molecular function: phosphatidate phosphatase activity. Gene Ontology annotation, biological process: phospholipid metabolic process. The record is from RefSeq and is a predicted model, not a curated record. NCBI's taxonomy places the organism in Eukaryota, Viridiplantae, Streptophyta, Magnoliopsida, Fabales, Fabaceae. Bases 1006 to 1893 code for a protein of 295 amino acids. The transcript has 8 exons.